Opisthocomus hoazin is the source of this 1382-nucleotide messenger RNA. Lineage: Eukaryota; Metazoa; Chordata; Aves; Opisthocomiformes; Opisthocomidae. The record is from RefSeq and is a predicted model, not a curated record.
ACAGCAGGCUCCGUGGCAUGCUCAGGAGAGUGGGACCGUCUCUGCGUCACUUCUUGCUGGAGAUGAAGAGCAGCGCUGGAUAUAGCUCGUACUCCAAGGCAAAAAUGUCAAGGCCAGUGCAAGCUCGGAGGCUGGAGGGAAUAGAUAAGAAUAUCUGGGUGGAGUUUGUAAAACUGGCUGCCACCUACUCCACAGUGAACCUGGGCCAGGGCUUCCCUGACUUCCCCCCACCGGACUUUCUGAAGGAGGCGUUCAUGAGAGCCCUCAGCGGGGAGAACCACAUGCUGCACCAGUACACCCGUGCCUUCGGACACCUGCCUUUGGUGAAGAUCCUAGCCCAGUUUCUUGGGAAGCUGCUUGGACGAGAUGUGGAUCCUAUGACCAAUGUGAUGGUGACUGUGGGGGCAUACCAGGCUCUUUUCUGCUGCUUCCAGGCUUUCGUUGAUGAAGGUGAUGAGGUGAUAAUCAUUGAGCCCUUCUUCGACUGCUAUGAGGUGAUGGUGAAAAUGGCUGGUGGGCUGCCCGUGUUUGUCCCUCUGAGACCGAAAUUUCCAAAAGAUGGAAAAUUGAUGUCUAGUGCAGACUGGCAGCUGGACCCAGAUGAACUGGCUUCUAAAUUCAGUGAACGGACAAAAGCCAUCAUCCUGAACUCACCCAACAACCCUCUGGGCAAGGUAUUCAGCCAAGGGGAGCUGGAGCUUAUUGCAGAUCUGUGUGUGAAGCACGACGUCCUGUGCAUCAGCGAUGAAGUGUACGAGUGGCUGGUCUACGAUGGGAAGGAGCACAUCCGCAUCGCCAGCUUGCGAGGGAUGUGGGACCGCACGGUGACCAUCGGGAGUGCUGGGAAGACCUUCAGUGCCACUGGAUGGAAGGUGGGCUGGACCGUGGGACCCAACCGGCUACUGCAGCACCUCCGUACCGUGCACCAAAACUCCGUGUACCACUGUGCCACAGUUGCCCAGGAGGCUGUGGCUCAGAGUUUCCAGAGGGAGCUUGAGCUCUUCGGGAAACCAGAAAGCUACUUUGUCCAGCUGCCUAAGGAGCUGCAGCAGAAGAGAGACUGGCUGGUCCAGAGGAUGGAUGCUGUGGGGAUGAAACCCAUCGUCCCUGAGGGCACCUACUUCUUGGUGGCAGACAUCUCUGAGUUCAAAUCCGAUGUCACUGAUGUCCCCGACUCUGACGAGCCCUAUGACUCCAGGUUUGCAAAAUGGAUGGUCAAGAACAAGGGGCUUGCCACCAUCCCGCUCUCCUCUUUCUACUGUGGGGCCCACAAGAACAAGUACAACCAUUUCAUCCGGUUCUGCUUCGCAAAGGAGGAGGCCACACUGAAGGCAGCAAAUGACAUACUGCAAAAAUGGAAACAGGAGAAAACCAGUCCCUGA